This is a messenger RNA of Hirundo rustica (Barn swallow), 525 nucleotides long. It is a transcript of the gene C16H20orf204, whose product is annotated as chromosome 16 C20orf204 homolog. Bases 1 to 525 code for a protein of 174 amino acids. The record is from RefSeq and is a predicted model, not a curated record. NCBI's taxonomy places the organism in Eukaryota, Metazoa, Chordata, Aves, Passeriformes, Hirundinidae. The transcript has 5 exons.
AUGCUGCAUCUUCAGAUUUUCCCCCGGGUGCUCUCCUGUGCUGUUCUGCUGCUCCUGCUCGUGGCCGUGCUGAGCAGAGGCAGGAGGUGCAGCAUCGCCAAAAUCCUCCGGCAGUACCGUGCCGUCAUCUUCCAUGAGAUCCAGAACCUGAGAAACCUGACUGGGUCUGUGUACAGGAGCGGGAGGGCUGGGCCCGCUUGUCGUUCGGACAAGGACCAGAAGAUCCUGCUGUCCAUCUACAACAUCAGCAUGUCCCUGCGGGAGGUGGGGGCUGGCACCCUGCAGGGCCCCGAGGAGCUGGCGGUCUGGAGGGUGGCCAGGAACACCAACUUUGUUCUCCGGGAGAACUGCAGGAAAAUCAGCAAGAGCCCCCCGCACAGCGCCCCGGCACAGCCCCGGCGCGGGGCACCCGGCAGCAGGAGGAAGCGGCUGCGGGAGAUCGGCAGGAAGGCGGAGAGGCUGGCGACCUGCUGGGAGAAGCUCAAUGCCCUGCACGCACCCCGCCGGGAGCCCUGGGACUCGUAG